Molecule: messenger RNA, 839 nt
Organism: Nelumbo nucifera (sacred lotus)
Lineage: Eukaryota; Viridiplantae; Streptophyta; Magnoliopsida; Proteales; Nelumbonaceae
Biological process (GO): endoplasmic reticulum to Golgi vesicle-mediated transport; intracellular protein transport
Cellular component (GO): endoplasmic reticulum; endoplasmic reticulum membrane
Source: RefSeq, a predicted model, not a curated record
GUUUUGGGGCGCCGAUGAGAAUCGGUAGGAACAAAAACGUAAUCUCUUUUUCAAAUGCCACCUGGGGCUGGGGAUGUUACGUGUACUUCAUACAAAAUUCGCGCGCGUAAUGUGUCGGUCCUCUUCUCAAACCUUUUCCGUCCAACUCCAUUUUAUAAACUCCCUUCUUCAUCUUUAUCUGUGUAUCCCUGACCCUGGUCUCUGUCGGUUUGAGAAUCCAAGAUCAAGCUUCAGAUUUGCUGCUGCCGCUAAGUCUUUUUGGAAGCCAGAAAUGGCGUUAGAGUGGGUCGUGCUUGGUUACGCUGCAGCCGCGGAAGCCAUCAUGCUGCUUCUGCUGACCCUGCCGGGUAUCGACCGACUCCGGAAGGGCCUCAUCCCGGUGACUCAGAACCUCCUCAAGCCUUUCCUCGCUGUGAUUCCCUUCUGCUUGUUUCUGUUAAUGGACAUUUACUGGAAGUAUGAGACUCGCCCAGCUUGCGAGGGUCAAUCCUGUACUCCCACCGAGCAUUUUCGUCACCAGAAGUCUAACAUGAAGAGCCAACGCAAUGCCCUGCUGAUCGCAGCUGCUCUUGUGUUCUACUGGCUCCUCUACUCGAUUACCCAUCUCGUUCUUCGUCUCGAUCAGCUCCACCAACGCAUUGAGAAGAUGAGGAAUCACCAGGAAUGAUACCCAAGAAGGAAUUCAAUUCUACAUAAGCCCUUUUCCCCCUUCUGGGGGCUUUGCUUUUCUUGAGAACUGUUAUGCUCAUGGAGAUAGUUUGUAUAUUCUGGUUGGUGUGUCGUGUUUCUAAUCUAAUUUGUAUACGCAGUUUCUGAUGAAUACGAUAUCCAUUAAUGAA